AUGAAGCUCACAACAGCCGCCGCUUUGCUCUCUUUAGCUCUCGGCCCUAUCGGCACCACCGCAUCAGCGCCUGCCGACAUUGCCAUCACCAGCUUCUCCGCCGACAAAAAUUUCGGUCACAUCUCCUACAAAACCCACUUCCACACCCCCCUCCACCACGGUUCCCAGAUCCCGCUCGAAUGCAGGGGCCCUCAAGACCGGCAGCCAAGACAGUUUUCGCUUCGGGCCGUCAAACCCCAUCGACAUCAAAUGGCCGGCCCCGGGGAUCGCCACCGUGCACCGGAGCGCGAGCGAGAUCUGCUUCACGACCAACUCGACUGGAGCCGUGCAUGCUCGUUCCCGUACACGGGCUCGAGUGCGUUUGAGGGGUGCUUUGAUAAGGGGGUGAUGGCGCUCACGAAGGAACUGGAAGGCGUGCUUGGAUUUGAGGGUUGCAAGGUUGUGCACUUUGAGGGAUAA
Messenger RNA from Fimicolochytrium jonesii, 459 nucleotides. RefSeq lists its product as uncharacterized. The transcript has 2 exons. Bases 1 to 459 code for a protein of 152 amino acids. The record is from RefSeq and is a predicted model, not a curated record. Lineage: Eukaryota; Fungi; Chytridiomycota; Chytridiomycetes; Spizellomycetales; Powellomycetaceae.